This is a messenger RNA of Melitaea cinxia (Glanville fritillary), 942 nucleotides long. RefSeq lists its product as uncharacterized. Lineage: Eukaryota; Metazoa; Arthropoda; Insecta; Lepidoptera; Nymphalidae. The transcript is spliced from 2 exons. The record is from RefSeq and is a predicted model, not a curated record. The coding region runs from base 1 to 942 and encodes 313 amino acids.
AUGAGUCUGUGCGCUCAGACGCAGGACGAGUCCGCGGUCGCUCCGCCCAUAAUCGUUAUCGAGGAGUCCGACCCUCGGGACGUCGCGGCCGUCACCCUUCCGCCUGAGGGAAAUGUAUCAUUGCACGAUUACAGAAUCGUUAGCAACAAUAUUCGUGCGUGCGUUCGUACCUCGUCAACCAAAGAGGACUUAGUGUCGAAAUUAGAUGUGUGGUCGUCUGUGUCUUCUUCUAGGGAUAAAAUAUUAGAACUAUUACGACCAGAGGAUCCAGGCAAAGACGCGCUGGAAGCGAUAGUCCGAUCGACGCCGAGGCGAGGCCUCGUUCGUCCCUACGAUGAGGAUACGAAACGCUUCCUCCAGAGAGCUCUAAAGACUCCGAGCCCCACUAGUAUACCUCAAUGUGAACCAGACUCUCGGUUGGCGACGACCGAGGACAAAGAUGACAAACCUAAACAUAAGACUGACUCUGACGAUAAGAAGGAGAGAUCUUUAGCUGAUGAGCUUCGAGAAGCGGAGGAAGAUGAGGUAUCUGGAGCUAAAAUGAGACGAGAAUUAUUGAGAGAGUUCAGGAAAAGAGGCGGAGGUAUCAGGGAGUCGAUGGAGAGAGAUAGACUAGGGAAGCUGGCGCUGGCAGUGGAGGAAGACGAGGAUUACGAGGAGUGCGGGCUGACGGCAGCGGCGCGACAACUGGACGCGUUGUUGGUGGAGUCUCGGAGCCUUCACGAGGAGCUGGCGGGCAUCCACGAGGACAUGCAGAUCCAGUGCGCGCGUGCAUACCGCUGCUCGGCCGCAGCGCGUGCGUUGACAGCGGAGUCGCGCUCGCUGCGGUACCUGGAUGACGUCGUGGCCCUGCUGCGCGGUGACGUCACCGCAGCGCAGCGCACGCGCGCCUGGCCCUUCGCUUUGGGUCGCAGGCAGCCCGGCAGGAACUAUAUUGUGUAA